Molecule: messenger RNA, 168 nt
Organism: Zychaea mexicana
Lineage: Eukaryota; Fungi; Mucoromycota; Mucoromycetes; Mucorales; Lichtheimiaceae
Exons: 2
Biological process (GO): ceramide biosynthetic process
Cellular component (GO): serine palmitoyltransferase complex
Molecular function (GO): serine C-palmitoyltransferase activity
Source: RefSeq, a predicted model, not a curated record
UCAAAUCAGGGACUUUCGAGCUCGAUCUCGACGCUUAUCUACAAGUAUGAAUUACAAACGGCUCUGUACAUGUUAGAGCCUUGGGAGAAGGCUUUAUUCAAUGUUAUCUUGCUCAGUAUCAUUUCAUUAUCGGCCAUGACGGUAUUCCAGUAUACCCCUCUUCUGUAC